GGCCUCCAGAUCGCUCCCACCACCCAAAAUGCUCUUAUUCUGAAAGUAACUGGGCGUGCCUCUGCGCACAGGCGGACUGGUGAGACGGCGAGCGAGUGCUCCUCCAAAGAAAGUUUGCAGAGAGUGGCGUGCGGUGAGGGCAGAGUUAUCAAACCAACCAGGCGAACGAAGCUUCCUUCACACGCCAACGGAAGAAAUGAAGAGAAGGCUGCAGAAGCGCUAUCUUGUCUUAAUCAUCUGCUACUCCGUAGUAUUAAUUUUCAUUCCCUACAUGCUGGACUACAGCAGCAAGACGCGACAGUUGAAGUCUGCCCUGCAUCGCCAGAGAUGCCCCGAUCUUGUGGGCUCCUUUGGUCUGUGGAAUAUGUUGGAGGGCAAAGGAGUCAACGAAAGCGAGUUUCCCGAGAGCUCCGGCAACCGCAGCAGCAGCAGCGGAAAGACGCACAUCUACCUGCAUGCUACCUGGAGGACGGGGUCCUCGUUUCUCGGGGAGCUUUUCAACCAGCACCCUGACGUGUUCUAUUUGUACGAACCCAUGUGGCACAUGUGGCAGGCACUGUAUCCAGGGGAUGCGGAGAGCCUGCAAGGAGCGCUGCGCGACAUGAUGAGCUCGCUGUUCCGCUGCGACUUCUCCGUUUUACGUCUCUACUCCUCAAACAAGAACCUUACCGCCUCCGGAUUAUUCGGCUGGAAGAAUAACAAGGUAAUCUGCUCGGAGCCCCUGUGCAGUGCGUACCAGCGGGGCGCCAUCGGUCUCAUUGACGGGACGCUCUGCGAGAGGUGCAAAGGGACUGAGUUACAGCGGCUGGAGCAAGAGUGCAAAAAGUACCCGGUGGUGGUGAUCAAGGACGUUCGUGUCUUGGACCUGGGGGUGCUGACGCCCCUCAUGAGAGACCCUGAAUUGAACUUGCAGGUCAUCCAGAUAUUCCGUGACCCUCGGGCAGUGCACAACUCCCGACUAAAGUCCAAGCAAGCCCUCGUCCGCGAGAGCAUCCAGGUGCUUAGGAGCAGGAAACGCGCAGACAAGCGCUUGUUGGUGCCCAGUCGUUCGCAGCGGGCCGAAAGUUACGUCUCUAGUGCCAUGGAGGUGAUCUGCGACAGCUGGCUUGGCGACAUCCUGCUGGUCCGGAGCGCGCCCGACUGGGUGCGGAAGAAUUACUUGAGCUUACGUUACGAAGAUAUGGUUCUCUAUCCCGUACGGGAGUUGCACCGUCUGUAUCACUUCUCUGGCCUCCGGAACGUGCCGGCCAUGGAGGACUUUGUUCUGAACAUGACGCGGGGUGAAGGCUACUCGUCGGAAAAGCCCUUCAUGAUUUCUUCCCGGGACGCCAGAGAGGCCAUUUACGCGUGGAGGGAGAGGCUGAGCACUGAGCAGGUCAACCAGGUCGAGGCUUACUGCCACGAAGUGAUGCGCCUUCUAGCCUACCAACAGAUGAAUGGUGACAAGACGUAACCCUUGGUGACCCGUGCGCAGGGACAGAUCUUGCACAGGAAGGACGGCGAGGUGAUAACCCUCAUUUGGCUGAGAGUGUGAGCAGGCAGACAUUGACUCCAUACUAAAGGAAGGAUCAUCUUCUAAACUGCCCUGAGACACCGUCUCUCUUUCCAUGACCACACUACAUGCUGACAACGAGGGGGGUGCAGCCAGAACAAUAGGAUACUGGGAGCACCGAAGUGCCAGCAAUGAUCCCUUCAUCCCCCAGCCGCCACUAACGGGGAAAUCGACUGACAUGGCUACAAGACUACUGGAAAGGACAAAGAGUAUCGAGAUAAUUGUGUGGCCUUUACUUGUUUGUUUUUCAAUAGAACUGUACUGUCGUCAUUUAGUGCAUCUAUGUGAAGGACCAGUGGUGCACCAGUACCUCUUUGAAAUGUCCUAACCAAUAUUCCCAGUGGCUUCUCAAGAAUGGAUACUUGAAUUGCUACAUGUUUCCUUCACUGUAGUAAUUCUCCAAGUGGUUGCCCCCUCUCUUGGUGCCUUAACUGACGAGUGCCUUUAUGUCUUCUGGGAGGAUUCAAUUCAUGCAAACCCAGGCUCUGUGAAAGGUGCUGUAGAUUAAGACUGAAUACAGGAUGCCUGCUUCAAAAGAAGUCACUUUAACAAUCAUGGCUUCAUUUAUGAAGCCAGAUCUCUUGCACAGCCAGUUGGGGAGGAAACAAAGGAUCGUCAUUCAAAAUGUGAACCAGCUUUCCGAAGCUUUUUAAUUGUUAAUUUUUUUAAAUUGCUUUGAUCUAUCCCCACCUAGCACUGUAGUAAUGAUAAUUCUUUACAUUUAUAUAGCGUUUUGCAAACUCCACACAGGGAGGACCCAGAACAUGAACCCAUGAUCUCCGUAUGUUAGGGUAAGACACCCUUCACACAGUAAAAUCAUUCAAAGCUCAGAAAGAGUUUGAGAACUGUUGUGUUUUCAGUAAUUUUCCAGGCCUCUUUUUGGAACGAUCAAAACAGGAUAAAUGACUGCGAGAGCAGAAAAGACAAAAUGUCCCCACACUCCAUGACUUCACACUAAGUUGGUGGUGUUCACUCUGUCAUAGUUUGUCCUUGUCUUGUGCCCUCACCGAGCACAUUUUUGUCACAUUUGCCAGAUAUUUUUAAUGACUGAAUGAUUCUUUGUGAAGUAGUGGGCAGUAUUUAUUUAAGCUAAAUCACCUUGAGAGAUGAGCAGAAAUGUGUCAAGGUGAAAAGACGAAAAAGAGUUCUGAAAAGCAUGGCUGCUUCAGUGUAUGUUUGGAAAAGAAUAAAUAAGAGAUGGAAAUUCA
This is a messenger RNA of Polypterus senegalus (gray bichir), 2760 nucleotides long. It is a transcript of the gene chst7, whose product is annotated as carbohydrate (N-acetylglucosamine 6-O) sulfotransferase 7. Gene Ontology annotation, biological process: carbohydrate metabolic process; N-acetylglucosamine metabolic process. Gene Ontology annotation, cellular component: Golgi membrane. Gene Ontology annotation, molecular function: N-acetylglucosamine 6-O-sulfotransferase activity; chondroitin 6-sulfotransferase activity. The record is from RefSeq and is a predicted model, not a curated record. The coding region runs from base 197 to 1453 and encodes 418 amino acids. NCBI's taxonomy places the organism in Eukaryota, Metazoa, Chordata, Cladistia, Polypteriformes, Polypteridae. The transcript is spliced from 2 exons.